Molecule: messenger RNA, 375 nt
Organism: Trypanosoma grayi
Lineage: Eukaryota; Euglenozoa; Kinetoplastea; Trypanosomatida; Trypanosomatidae
Exons: 1
Coding region: 1-375 (124 amino acids)
Source: RefSeq, a predicted model, not a curated record
AUGCGCGGCAUCCUUUCGUCUUCUGGUCUUUUAUGCUUUCUCACUUGUUUGCUGGCGGCAGUGGGUGUGGCAGCCUUCCAAGCGGAGCCGCGUUCCAUCGCGCAGGCCUGUCGGGGUGAGUUGCAGACUGAAUGUGUGGAGAAGCGGGCGGACUGUAUUGUUGAACACCUCGACGAAGUAAACAACGCGGUGUGUCGUGCUUGGAUAGAGGCGCGCACCGCCUGUGUAGAAUAUGUAAGGCUGCAUCGGGGCUGCAACAACGGUAACCAUCGCACGUGCAUCCGCGCAACCCCAAAGGAGGAACUGCCGCCACUCUGUUUUAAAUCGGCAUACUAUACGUCGCUCUUUCGGCACUUGCCGCGCCGGCUCCACUGA